GAGAGAGGGCGAAGCGCUGCUCCUCACCGUCCGCUUUGCCUCGGCAGCUCAGCGGCCCCGGCCCGAGCGAUGGAGCGCUAUCACAUCCUGGAAAUGAUCGGCGAAGGCUCCUUCGGGCGCGUGUACAAGGGGCGCCGGAAACACAGCGCCCAGGUGGUGGCCUUGAAGUUCAUCCCCAAGGUGGGGCGGUCUGAGAAGGAGCUGAAGAACCUGCAGCGAGAAAUUGAGAUCAUGAGAGGCCUCCAUCACCCCAACAUCAUCCAGAUGCUUGACAGCUUCGAGACUGAUAAGGAGGUGGUGGUUGUGACUGACUAUGCAGAGGGGGAGCUCUUCCAGAUCCUGGAGGAUGAUGGGAGUUUGCCUGAGGACCAGGUCCAGACCAUUGCUGCCCAACUGGUCUCCGCUCUCUAUUACCUGCACUCCCACCGCAUCCUGCACCGAGACAUGAAACCCCAGAACAUCCUGCUGGGCAAAGAUGGUGUUGUCAAGCUCUGUGACUUUGGGUUUGCCCGUGCCAUGAGCAUCCAUACCAUGGUGCUGACCUCCAUCAAGGGCACCCCACUGUACAUGUCCCCUGAGCUGGUGGAGGAGCGGCCGUAUGACCACACAGCAGAUCUCUGGUCUGUGGGCUGCAUCCUGUACGAGCUGUUUGUGGGCACUCCUCCCUUCUACACCAACAGCAUCUUCCAGCUUGUCAGCCUCAUCGUCAAGGACUCUGUCAAGUGGCCCACGGCCAUGAGCCCGGUGUUCAAGAGCUUCCUUCAGGGAUUACUAAUGAAGGACCCCCACCAGCGCCUCUCAUGGCCAGAGCUGCUCUCUCACCCCUUCAUUGCUGGACAGGUUACUGUGAUUGAUGACACAGAAGAGCAUGGGAUCUCAAACCCCUUUACAACCAAGCUGUCCCCAGAAUUGCAGGCCCUGAAGGAACAGAAAGCCCAUUCCAUGGUCCCCAGGAGCAGCCAGUCCAGGAUCCAGAGAAAGGCCCAGCAGAAGAUGGUUGAAGAGGCACAGAAAAAGGGGCAACUGAAGGAAGGUGAUGCAUCUAUGAAGGACUCUGGCAAUGGACACCUCAGGCAUAGACCCAGAGCAGCUCCAGGCAAGGCAGCCCCUGAGAAGGGGGAGCCACUGGCUGCCUCCAGUGAGAAUAACUCUGGUUUCCUGCAAGGAAAGAGCAGCAUGGCAGAGUGGGAAUUGGAGGAUUCUCUUCCUGACCCAUGCCAGCAUAGCAUCUCUUCAGACUAUGAGCGGGAGUUUCCUGGAGCAGGUGCCCCUCCACAGCUGGAUACUGGCAGGGCAGAGCUCUGGGGCAGGCGCAGCAUUGAGGCCGUGGACCUGGAGAGUGAGGAGCUGGAGAGCGAUGAGGAGUGGCAGCACCUGAUUGAGGCCACUGAGCCCUCGGCCAUGCAGCUGAGCACACCACUGAGCCUCCUGAGGGACCCAGCCUUUCAGAACCGUGUCCUGGACUGCCUGGCAGACUCUGCUCAGCAGGUGCUGGAAGGGAUGCUGGAGGGGGCCUCCCAUCUCCGUCCUGUGCUUCGUGUUGUGGGCAACCUCCUGGCUACCCAGUGUGACUCUGAGCUGCUGGACCACUUCUGCCGAGAAGUGAAUGUGCCUCUGUCCCUGCUGUGUUUAGCCAAGCAGAUCCUGGAGAGUGGUUGCACCAAGCAGCAGCCCUGGUGUAUCGCUGUGCUGACAGACCUCCUCAUGGUGACCACAGUUUAUUUCAGCAGUGAAUGCAGCUUGGAGGAGAGUGGUCAAAAGGACAGCCUACAGACCUUCCAGGAGAGUGCUGGCUGCUUCCUGGCCCUGCUGCCAGAGCUGCUGACUGAGCCAGUCGACAGUGAGAUGAGACUCUGCCAGCAAAGCCUCCUGUGCUUCACCCAGCUCUGUGAGAGCCUGGAUGCGACAGACACCUCCAUCUCUGCACCCUUCUAUGCCAGCCUGCGAGAGGAGCAUCAGCCACUGCUGAACAGACUCCUUCAGGGAUCCAUCUCAGAGCAGCCUGCUCUGCAAGGUGCAGCGAUGGAGGCCAAGUCAGACCAGAGCCCAUGUGUGGCAGACCUCUUCAUGUCUGCACUGGCUGCUGCCUGCAGUGUCCCCCUGGAAAGGAACAGCUGUCGGGAAGCCAAGCAGCAGGUCGCUCAGGCAGUAGCUGAAAAGCUUAUGGAAGGAGAGAGCCAGCAGCUUGGGAAACUGCUGGGAAGACUGGAGCACUCAAGCUGCUCCUUGGACAUAUUGAAGAUCCUCUACGCUGGCUGCCAUGCCCACCCCAGCCUGUGCCAGCACCUGGGAAGGAGCCAAUGGCUGUGGGGUUCCCUCAUGCGGCUCUUGAAGGGUGAGAUCCCUGUGGUGGAGGUGGCCCAGGAGGCAGCCUGUGAGGCCUCUGUGUGCCUGCUAGCCCUGCUCACCCCGCACUUUCAGGCCUCCCCUCCCAGGCUUGAGGAGGUGGUUACCUUGGCUGUGGAUCUCAUCACGCAGUCUCCUGCUGUCUGCCUUGUGGGUGCUGCAGCAUUCCUCCUGGCACAGCUCAGUCAGCAUGGGGUGGCCUUGGAGCUCAAGGGAGAAGAGAUCCUACCAGUGGUGACAAAUGUGCUGACAGCAUCAGCUAAGCUGCAGCUCCCCCUGCCAAUGGGUGCUGGUCUCUAUGACGGGCUCUUUUGCCUCCUGCUGGAACUCCUUGCCCAGGAGGAUGUGGCCAUGGAGCAGGGCUUUGCCUCCUCAGAGCUGUGGAGCCUGGUCUGGCAUUGUGUUGCUGCGGUGCUUCAUGUGGGCAGUGACAGGGCAGCGCUGGAGGGAGAGCUCCCAGGGGCAGGCCACCCCAUGGCAGAGCCAGACUGGAACCUCCUCUCCCCUCAAGGCAUCCUGCUCUUCCUCAGCCUGGUGCUCUGCAUCUUCACUCGUGAGUCACACCAGUGCCUGCCUCAGCUCACCCAGUCUCAUGGUGUCCUCAUGGUGACCCUGAAGAGACUGCUGUCCCCUGGCUUCCUGGAAUGCCUGGCACAGAUGCAAGCAGGAGAGGAUGGGGACCCCGAGGUUGUCCCAGCUGUGGUCAUCCAGGCCUGCCAGCUCCUCUGUUUCCCUUUUGCCCUGGAUGUGGAUAGAGACACCUUAGCACUGAUCAUGCAGGCUGUGAGAGAUACCCAGAUCCCUGCCCAGCUGCUGCAGGCCUGCUCUCGCCAUCUGCCCUUCUCAUUCACGGAGCUCCCCAUGAGCCUCUUGUGCCACCUCGUUGUAUCUGACAUGCAGGUCAUAGACCAAGUGGUGAGGGAAGCUGCCACCUCGGAGCAUGUCAUUGCCUUUUUGAAAUCUGCCUUGUUCUCAGACAACCUCACACUCACAACUGACCUCCUGUCUCUCUUGACCCACGUGGCCCGGGCCUGUUCGGAGCAUCUGUCGUUUCUCCAGAGGAUCCUGAGAGGCUUGGAUGUGGCUGACCAGCCACUGACCUACCUGCUCGACCACCAGCAAUACCCGAUACGGGCCAAAACCUGCAACCUGCUGGGCAACCUGCUCCGGCACGGCUUUCCCGCGGCGCUGCAGAGCCAUCCCGGCUGGCUGGAGAGCCUGCUGGGGUGCCUGUCGGACGUGGAGGGCAGCGUGCGCAAGGCAGCCAGCUUUGCUGUAGGCAACGUCGCCGGACACGAGUCCUGCCCGGCCGGGACCCUGCGCAGAGCCGUACCCGCCCUGGCCCGACUGCUCAGCGACCCGCAGGCCCAGACACGCUGCAACGCGGCCCUGGCCCUGAGCAACCUGGGCCAGCGCGGGGCAGAGCUCGGCGACCUGCUGAUCCAGAGCAGGGCCCCCCACCUCCUGCUGCAGGUGGCCUGCCAGGACCCCCGGGAGAGCGUGCGGGAGGGAGCCCUCGUGGCGCUGCGGGUCCUCAGCGAGCACGCCGGGAUCCAGCAGGUGCUGCUGUCCCUCGGAGCCCCCGACAGGCUGGCCGCACUGGCUGGCGGCAGCCCCCGGCCGCCUCAUGCCCGGCACUGCGAGGAGCUCCUCCGCCGGCUCGCAGCCGUGCCCGGCCCCUCGUGUCCCCGCCGGCCGCUGCCCGGCACCGGCGCCGAGCGCUGACGCCCGGGCAUCCCGCCAUGGCAUCGGCGUUUCCCUCGUCCUCAGCCCGACCUUCCGUGGAACCCUCGUUGUCCGCCCGAGAGGGACCCGGCCCAGCCGGCUUUACCCGGGGCAACCCCCGUGGGAAGCCGGCCCUGGGGAAAAAAGAAAAAAAUCGUUCCUUAGGGAAGCGCCCCUUUCCCGACGGCUCCCGGUGCCCUGGGCUCGCUCCGCCGCGCCGCCAGGGGGCGGUGCAGCCCGCUGCGCGGGGGCUGCCGGGAGGUGUAGUCACGUGGGCCCGCCGGCUCCCCAUGGUAACGGCGGCGGCGGGUCCGGCGGGCGGUGAGUACGGCGAGUACGGCGGGGCCCUCGGCGCCGGGGCCCUGCUCCCCGGGGCAUGCGUGUCUCCCUGAGUGGCACCCUCAGGGUCCUCCCACCGGGCCAUACGACCUUUGGCCCCCCCGCUGCCUCCCCCGGCCCCUCCUGCCCCACCACCGUGCUCCGGCCCCGAGGAGGCACCGUGCUUCCCCCCCCCACCCCGGCCUCCUCGCGGGGCUCGCCGUGGCCCUGUUCCAGGCCCCACUCGGGAGCGCUCUGUAGCGGGAAAUGCUGGGGCUGGCGGCCUGGCAGACCGUCCUGGAGCAGUACAGAGCAUCCUGGUAGCACCUUUGGCCUCUAAGACUUUCACUUGAAGAAAUGAGGCAUAGGGCGUAUUCUCCGGGCGAGUGGCAGGGAGUGAGUAGAGCUGGUUCCCCAGCCAGCCACAGCCCCAGGAAACCUCUCCAAUGGCACUUGGAGCAGCUGUGAGGCUGGAGCUGGGAUUGACCAGGCUGCAGUGGAGCACUGGGCCAGCCUUGCUGUUCAUCCUUCCGUUGGGAUCUUGGCUUGACAGCUCUCGCGUUGUAAAAAGAAGCCGAUGGGUCUGAAAGGUGAAAGGCAAAGCUGAGUUGAAACAAGCCUUGAGUGUUUCAUGGAUGCCUCCAGGGUCUGGGCUGAGAAUGAGAGGCACAGGUGUGUGAAGCCCUGUAGCACUGUUCCAGCCUCCUGUCACCCUGCCCAGCUGGGCUGUGGGGAGCUCGUGGGAGGCAGAGUUCAGCACCACAGCUCCACAUCAAAACCCUGCCUCCGUGACUCCCUGAGAUGCUACUUCUCUUGCUCAUUGUGGUGUGUUCCUCGCUGAACAGGCAGGUGACACCUAGUGGCUUCUGAACAGUUUGGGAGAAUUAACAAUGAAUUGUUGGUCUGACUACAGUUUUAUCUAAUGAGUUUUCCUUGAUUCUUAGAGUUUGUACCCAGCAGAUAGUAGCACUCUCUUCUUGCCUUGCUGCAGUCAUUAACUUUUGUGUUAGGUGAAGUUUGUUGAUGACAGAUAGGCCCCUCCUGCUCCUCAGUCAUACCUGGGGCCCUUCUUAGAACAGCAAGGAGGAGCUGAGGGGACAAAUAUCACUGUCCCCAGAUAAUGAUACCUGCGUGAUGUCAUGUCACAGGCACAGGACGUACACUUUGGCUGCUGUGCCACCCUAACUGGGCGCCACUCCUUGGCAUUUUCUGGAUUUGUCCCGGGCAUCCAACCUGGGAGUAUUUGGCAGCUUCUUCUCAACUUGAAUCUCUGUUUCUUCUCCAUUCCUGAGCUCUGAGAGAUUGCUGUAUGGAGUGAGGUUUUUACCAUGCCUCCAGAGGAAUUUUUCCCACCCCUGUCAUGGACUUGGAAGUGUCCUCAGCACAUAUUGAAAGACAAACCUGGGAACCUUUUUUUCUGCCUGUAGAUAUAUUUCAGUAAAAAGUAUCAAGAGCAGAAGAUGGACAAAAAAUUUAUGUGUUUUGAACUAAUUGGGUAGUUCUUGUCUCAUUGCUGUGUGUUGAUAUUUUAUACUUGUUCCACUCACUCCAAAUCUUCCACUUUUAUUUCUCUACUAAAGGCCAGACUGCCUAAGACCAGACGGAGCUGUGCUGACCACAUAUCAAUUCCUGCACUGGUAGCCAAAGUCUUCACAGGUCUUACUGUGUAAUUCUCCUGUACUUUUUCUCCCAUCAUGAAGAUCAAUUGCUGUCCCUUCAGUUUGGAUCUUCAGGAAGGGGCUUUAGCCCCUUUUCACCAAGGGGCUCUGUGGUGAAAUGCUGUUAAACACCCCAUGGUUUAGCUUGUUGCUUUUAACCCAGACUCGCUUCCCUGCUCUUGUUUUACACUGCAGCACAGCUGCUCCUGUAGCCCAUACGAUGAGAAAGUACAAAUGGGAGCAAGGGCAGGCACUUCCCAGCUUCACUGCUGGAGAAACAGAGCUGCAUGAUCAACUGUCACUGUGCAGCGUGUCCACUUUGGGACCUGGGGAAUCUGCCAGGGAGAAAAGGUGAUAUCCUUGGGGGAUUCCACACCCUGCACCUUUCACCCUUUGCUAUGGCCCCCACACUGUCUGGUCACAACCAGGACGGCCCUCCCGGUGUAAGGACUGAGACAACCCUUUAUUUUAGAUGUCCCUGGUGCACUGUCUCCAUGGCAAAGCUGCAGCCCUGGAUUGUCUUCCUAACGAUGGAAUCCUGCACAUCAUCUGGCUUUGUGCUCCAGUGUCCUGAGAGUGGUGGGAAAGUCCCAUGUGAACUCAGUCCCCAGCCCAGCCUGUGUGUGCAUAGAGGGAGGCAUUUGCUGCAGCACAGGGUGAGGUUGUGGCUGGAUUCCAGCUCUCCCAUGGCUUGGUCCAGUGCCUUGCUGCCCCUAAGGAGGUCUGCCUCUACCUCGGGAAUGGGAGUGAACACUGGAGCUGUUCUGCUUCUCUUGCAGGGCAGCGUUCUGCUUAGGUAAAGGAUCAUUUUGCACAGCCAUACACUUCUCAAUAUCUCCUUUGUUCAGUGUGGAGUGGAGUUCAGCACUGCAGCUGUUGAAUAGAAAUUACUAUCCCCAGCACAAAGCUGGACACAGAUGUAAUCCUAAAAUGCAGGUGGAAUUUGCUGAUGCAUCCCCAUAGUGGGUGGUUUCUCACUGGUAUCUUUAGACCUGAGUGGCCAAGCAAAAACUUGUCAUCUUGAUUAGGAGACAAAUUGUCUGUCAUCCUCUCAUUUUGCACCCAAAAUGUGGUUCUGCAGGAUGAUACCAGAGCUGAGAGAGAACAACAGUGCUUAACUGUGUGGCAAAGCAGCAUGACUCUUGGUCCCUGUGCCACUGGCAUUUUUGUGUUGGCCGAGCUGUCUCUGAGCUGUUUUGUCCUCAUGGAUGACUUCUUGCGGCCAGCAGAACUCUCUGCUCUUCAGCUUGAACUUGUGGGUGAACUUGGGCAUUGCUUUGUCUUAGUGUGUGACUGCACUUGAGGCAAUUUGUUUCUUGGAGCUGAGGUAGGGGAGGGCUGUUUUUGUGCUGUUGAAACACAAGUUUGUACCCAGCUACCAGGUGUUGGAGCAGCUUUAGGCACUCAAUCAGUUGGUUUCAGAUCAAUGAUGUUGAUCUUGUUCAAAGUUUUAAAAUUUUUUGAAGGGGUACAAACUCUUAUUUUGAAAUAUAUUCAUUUUAAAACCUG
This is a messenger RNA of Myiozetetes cayanensis, 7556 nucleotides long. It is a transcript of the gene STK36, whose product is annotated as serine/threonine kinase 36. Gene Ontology annotation, cellular component: cytoplasm. The coding region runs from base 70 to 4071 and encodes 1333 amino acids. The transcript has 26 exons. The record is from RefSeq and is a predicted model, not a curated record. NCBI's taxonomy places the organism in Eukaryota, Metazoa, Chordata, Aves, Passeriformes, Tyrannidae. Gene Ontology annotation, molecular function: protein kinase activity; protein binding; ATP binding. Gene Ontology annotation, biological process: protein phosphorylation.